This is a messenger RNA of Mytilinidion resinicola, 2616 nucleotides long. RefSeq lists its product as uncharacterized. The coding region runs from base 1 to 2616 and encodes 871 amino acids. The transcript is spliced from 5 exons. NCBI's taxonomy places the organism in Eukaryota, Fungi, Ascomycota, Dothideomycetes, Mytilinidiales, Mytilinidiaceae. The record is from RefSeq and is a predicted model, not a curated record.
AUGGUCAGGUUCCUACACCGAAGAUGUCAACAAUCAAAGUGGUUGGAACCCGCCCAGGAUGAGUUCGGUGUGAUCGAGAACGAAAGCUCCAACCUGGGUGUAUUACUGCGACGGCCUGAUGGCCUGUACACAGCUGAGCCAAUGUUCUUGAACCAAGACAUUGCUGUGGCCGUCGAAAAGUUAGGUGUCACUGUUGCUUUCACCAUGAGCUCGGAGAUCACCCAAGCUCUGCUGCAACAGGUCACGCCUUUCCAAACGGAGCUCUCCUUGGACCCCCGUGGAUUCGUGCUCCCAAUCGUCAACUCCAUCAAGGACAUCGCAACUGGCAAGGCCGUCAUCACCCGGGAAGCCUAUGUCGUCCUAUGCCGACAAGAGAGAAUCGUCCUUGUUUGGGGGGACACGGUCCCUGGUAUCCUCGCCCACGGAACAGACAUUGAGACAAGGCUACUUGGUCUCGUCUGGGGACAAGCCAUCCCCGCCACUCCAGGAGCCAUUUCGCCAUAUCGACAAUCGACGACGGCCAGCACACCAGCGGUGCGCAGUACUCGUGCGACAAUGUACCCCAUCUCAGCCCACCAAAGCACAGGCCAACUGAACGCCGAGAUGAGCGAGAAGAUCGGUGCGAUCGACCGUGCGAUCGAAGUUGAGGAGAUGGGUGAAAAGAUCUUCGACCCGGAAAGAGACGGCCAGGAGGUCCCAGAGCGACCUUUCCUGUUGUCGCACGCCCUCUUGGUGGGCCUUGCCAUGAUUCUCGUCGUGGUUGUCGAAAUGGCGUGUCUCGCAAAGCUCAUUACGGAGUACCGUCUCGAUGGAAAGACGAUGCGCUUUGCUUUGGUUGCGACGAUCCCGCUGUUUGCCAUGUUCUCCUUGUUCUUCAUGAUCGUCAUCACUGGUUCCCUCUUCCAGCUUUUCGGCCCCCUCUCCGGUGUGCAUGGAAACAGCUUGUACUAUUCCGGCAAGGCACCCAAGCCAGGACGUCAUGCUAAUGUCGAGCUUCCCCAUGUGACCAUCCAGAUGCCCGUUUACAAGGAAGGUCUUAAAGGUGUCAUCAUUCCCACUGUUACCAGUCUGCUCGAUGCCGUGAAGUUCUACGAGGAGCAGGGUGGAACAGCCUCCAUCUUUGUCAACGAUGACGGUAUGCGUCUUGUCCAGGAAGAUAUGCAAGAGGCUCGCAAGGCCUUUUACGAACUCAACCACAUCGGAUGGUGCUCGCGUCCCGCCCAGAACAGCGAUAAGGAUAGCCCGGAUUUCUUCCUACGAAAGGGUCAGUUCAAGAAGGCCUCCAACAUGAACUACUGCAUGGACUUCUCUAUUCGUGUUGAGGACGAGUGGCAACGACUGGUCGACGAGACUUGCAACCAGCGCAGCUGCGCCCAGGACGAUCUCUCUAUCCAGGAAGAGGAGGAUAUCUACGAUCAAGCCCGUGACGCAAUGGUCGAGAAAGACGGUGGCAAGACCUGGGCUGCUGGCAACGUUCGCAUUGGUGAGGUCAUUCUGAUUAUCGAUUCCGACACUCGUGUUCCCGAAGACUGCCUCCUGUAUGGUGCUCUUGAGAUGAUUGAGAGCCCUGAAGUUGCCCUCCUCCAACACGCCUCCGGUAUCCUUCAAGUCGUCAACAACGUGUUCGAAAACGGUAUCACCUACUUCACCAACCUGAUUUACACGUCCAUCCAGUUUGCGGUUGGUAACGGUGACUGCGCUCCCUUCGUCGGCCACAACACCUUCAUCCGAUGGGCUGCUAUCCAGAGCAUCGCCUUCGAGGAGGACGGCCACACCAAGUUCUGGUCUGAAGAUCACGUGUCUGAAGAUUUCGACGUCAGUCUGCGUCUCCAAAUGAACGACUUCGUUGUCCGUCUAGCUACCUACCACAACGGCGGAUUCAAGGAGGGUGUGUCUCUCACCGUUUAUGACGAGCUUGCCCGUUGGGAGAAAUACGCGUACGGCUGCAACGAGUUGGUGUUCAACCCUCUUUACAUGUGGAUCUACCGGGGACCCUUCACCCGUCUUUUCAUGCGCUUCAUCUUCAGCAAGAUCAAAGUCACCUCGAAGAUCACCAUCCUCGCUUACAUCGGCACCUAUUACGCCAUCGCCUCCGCGAUUCCUCUGACACUUGCCAACUACCUCAUCGUCGGAUGGUUCAGCGAUAACGUCGACCAGUUCUACAUCACCUCGUGGAAGAUCUUCGUCGGCAUGGCCGUCAUCUUCAACGUGCUCUCGCCGCUCGCCUACGCCAUGUUGCGACAUCGUCUCGGGCAAGCCACCUUCUUCAAGUCGUGCCUGGAGACGGCCAAGUGGACGCCCAUGUUCCUGCUCUUCUUCGGCGGCAUCUCGUACCACCUGCUGAAAGCCAUCAUCUGCCACUUCUUCAGCAUCAAGAUGGAGUGGACGACGACGGCCAAGGAGCUGUCCGAGUCGGGCUUCCGCGUCGGCCUCGACCGCAUCGUGCGCGACUUCAAGUUCAUGUACUUGUUCAUCACGCCCAUUGUCGGCGGCAUGAUCUACCUCGCCAUCUACGCGCCCCGCGGGUGGCUGAUUUCCGAUUUCGCCGCCAUCGUGCCGCUGGCCAAUCAGAUCGGGUGCCAUGCCCUUCUUCCCUUCGCUCUCGGUCUCUUCUAA